AUGGUUAUUCCUGAAAAACAUGAAGUAUCUAAACCGGAUUAUGCUCAACUCUGUCUUUCUAUCACUAAAUUGGGAGAUUUACCCACCAUCAACUUAUCAAAUUGUACCCUCAACAUCCAUUCACUGGUUGAUCCUUAUGGUAGUUAUAAUGUUCCUGUUGACGAAUCCCCAAGUAAUAAUGGUGUCUGCAAUAAUUCUCUUCAAAAUGUUGCUAAUAUGAGUCUCGAUUCUACUCAAGAUAUUUCUCAAAUGGGUGGAUCUAACAAUUCUCAGCUUGGUGAUAGUUCUGUUCCUACCACUCAGGUAAACUCAAAUCCUUCUUCCCCUGUUAUUGACAAUCUUAAUAUUUCUAGUCCUAUCAAUCAUUUCACUGUCAACAAUGUCAACAUGGCUUGCUGGAAUAUUAGAGGAUUUGGAAAGAGAACUGUUAAUAAGGAACUUAACAUGCUGUGUAGAAACAUAAACCCUGAUAUCAUUUUUCUGUCGGGAACAAAAAUGAAUAAAGAUUUGGCUGCUAGAGGAUUAAGGAACAUGGGUUUUCCUUGCAUUUUUAAUGUCCCAAGUAUUGGGAGGAGUGGCGGUCUUGUGCUUGCUUGGAAAAAAGAGAUCCACCUGAACAUUAUUUCAUCCAGCUUGAGGGGCACUGAGGAUAAGAAUGGUGGUCUAGAAGUUGAUGACUCUGAUUUUGAAUACCUUAGAAAAUUUUGUUCUGCGUUUAACUUGCAUGAUCCUGGUUUUUCUGGUCCUAGGUUUACUUGGUCCAAUAUGCAACAAGGUCCUGAUCUUAUUCUUGAAAGAUUGGACAAAUUUCUUAUUAAGCCCUUCCACUUCAUGGAUAUGUGGAUUGAAGACCCCACUUGUAGAGAUAUUAUAGCUAAUUUUUGGUCUGUCAAUGUGAUAGGUUCCCUUGCCUAUAAGCUUAAAGCUAAACUUCCGAGUACCAAGAAAGGUCUUAGAGAUUGGAAUAAAUCCUCAUUUGGUAAUAUUCAAACCAAUAUAUCUACUACCAGGGAAGAGAUAGUUGAUAUCCAAACUUCCAAUCAUACUAAUUUUAGCUCUAUACCUAGACUUAGAUCUAGAUUAGAGUAUCUAUACAAUCCAGAUGAACUCUAUUGGAAGGACAAGUCUAGAGAGGUCUGGCUUAUGAAAGGUGACAAAAACUCACCCUAUUUUCAUAGAGUUACCCUCUUGAGAAGAAAGAGAAACGCUAUUAGUUGGAUUAAGGAUUCUUCUGAUACUAUUCAAACUGAUAGAAAUAGUAUUGGUACGUCAUUUAUAAAUUACUUCAAAACUCUUUAUUCUUCCCAUCCCCAACUAUUCCAGGAUAAAAUCCUUCAAUACCUUCCUGUCAAGUUCUCAGAAGCUGAUAAUGCUCAUCUAAAUUCUCCUCUUUCCCCAGAGGAGAUAAAGAAUGUUGUUUUCCAAAUGAGAGGAUAA
This is a messenger RNA of Papaver somniferum (opium poppy), 1437 nucleotides long. RefSeq lists its product as uncharacterized. The record is from RefSeq and is a predicted model, not a curated record. The transcript has 3 exons. Lineage: Eukaryota; Viridiplantae; Streptophyta; Magnoliopsida; Ranunculales; Papaveraceae. The coding region runs from base 1 to 1437 and encodes 478 amino acids.